This is a messenger RNA of Girardinichthys multiradiatus, 4747 nucleotides long. RefSeq names its product von Willebrand factor A domain containing 5B1 (gene vwa5b1). The record is from RefSeq and is a predicted model, not a curated record. The coding region runs from base 190 to 4029 and encodes 1279 amino acids. The transcript is spliced from 21 exons. NCBI's taxonomy places the organism in Eukaryota, Metazoa, Chordata, Actinopteri, Cyprinodontiformes, Goodeidae.
AGCAGCAAGUGUGGACGCAACUUUUCCAUGAAUGUACCGUCUGACUUUCAACUUUUACAACAUUCCUUUUGGCCUCAGUGUAUGAAUUUAAAAAAUAAUUUUUUUCCCCACUAUUUUUUAAUUAUAUUUAAUCAAAUGUACUGAUUUGGACUUUUUUGCUUUUUAAACCAGAAUCUUAAAGCCAGCAGGAUGCCUGGACUCAUUAACAAGGAAACCCGGUGUGCUCUGCCCCUCAGUGUGUCUGACAUCACUUGCUGCGUCAGGGGUUAUACUCUGGCUCUGACGGCCUCGAUGACCUAUGAGAAUAUUGAGGAUCAUGCAAUUGAGGGUAUCUUUAUAUAUCCACUGGAAGAACAUUCCAUUGUUGUAGGGUUCGAGGCUAUGAUUUGCAGUCAAAUUAUAACCCUACAAAUAAAAGGCAAGGCAAAACUUAAUGAUUGUUAUCAGGACAGCUGCCACUCAACUAACGGGGCGCUGCAGAGCGGCACCGUUACUGGGAACAUACUGAUGGAUGAGGACUUCGAGAGGACAGUGUUGGUGGUUAACCUUGGAAUUAUUCCUCCAAUGGAGACUGUACAUAUCCUGGUGAGCACGUCUUCUGAGCUCACCACUUUGCCCAGUGGUGGUAUCAAGGUCUCGUCCCCACCAGUUUGCACACCUCGGGUACAACGGACCAUCAAUGAGGAGCAGGGAUUGUCCCCAAACUUCUCAAGAACGCGUGAUAGACCCACUUGUGCCUCAAGUCCUCAUGAUCAAAAUUCAAACGCCUUACUGUGGCUGGCAUCGCUGCUGGAGGAUGAGGCUAUAAACUCCAUGGACUAUGAAUUUAACUUCCAGCUAGAGAUCCGGGCUCCAUAUCUCCUUGCAGGAGUGGAGAGCCCUUCUCAUGCCAUCCGAGCUGAUGCAGACCCUCUAGCCCGCUCGGCCACCAGCGUCGUCAUCACACUGGCUGACAAGUACACUUACGACUGCCCUGUUGAAAUACUCAUCUACCCCAGCGAGCCCCAUGUACCGCACGUGCUCGUCGAGAAUGGAGACAUGACGCAGGAGGAUUAUGACGAGUACCUUCACAGUCGGAAUGACUUCAUCAAAGCAACCAAGAAGGACUCCAGCAAUCAGAGGAAAGUAGAUGUCAUCCACAGACGGUUACAUAAGGACAUUCUCCACAACCCCGUGGUCAUGUUGAACUUUUGUCCUGACCUGAAAUCUAUCUGCUCAGACCUGAGGAAGGUUCAUGGCGAAUUCAUCUUCCUUAUUGACCGAAGCGGCAGUAUGAGUGGACUCAACAUCCACCGUGUGAAGGAUGCCAUGGUGGUUAUUCUGAAAAGUCUUGUGCCUGGCUGCCUUUUCAACAUUGUUGGAUUUGGAUCCACGUUCAAAUCACUCUUCACAGCCAGCCAGACCUACGAGGAGGAGGCCCUGGCCCAGGCUUGUGAUUACAUCCGGAAGAUGAGAGCCGACAUGGGGGGAACCAACAUCCUGGCACCGCUCACCUGGAUUGUGAGACAGCCCACGUUUCGCUGUCACCCCAGGCUGCUCUUCCUGCUCACGGACGGGGCAAUCAGCAACACAGGCAAAGUUAUUGAGCUGGUCCGCAGCCACGCACGCUACAUCAGAUGUUUUACAUUUGGCAUAGGACAGAAUGCAUGCAGGAGGCUGCUGCAGGGACUGGCGGCUGUUUCCAAAGGAACAGCUGAAUUCCUGGCUGAUGGAGAGAGGCUGCAGCCCAAGAUGAUAAAGUCGCUGAAGAAAACCAUGUCCCCUGUACUCAGUGACAUUUCCAUUGAAUGGCUCUUUCCUGAAACCAAAGAGGUGCUGCUCUCUCCUGUUGGCAACACCUUCCUCUUUCCAGGGGACAGUCUGAUUGGCUACAGUGUGGUGUGCGACACUACUCGUUUCCACGACAACCCCAAAUCUGAUAAAAGGAGGCGAUACAGCAUGAUGCGCUCCAUUGAGCCAGCCAGCUCAGUGUUUUACCACUCACAAGAAGAGGAAGUGGGGAAGACAGGAGUUGACAGUCAGGGAUCCCACCGGGAAGCACCCUCCGGCACGCUCCAUGACUUCUACCAGGACUGUAUGAUAGAGGCUGGCCUUGUCAUUACAGAGCCAGACUUCACAGAUGACACAUCACCAAGGAGACGUGCGUACAGCACAAACCAACUCAUGGAGUACAACCCAGCCAAGAAAACCUUCACGCCCAGUGACCCCAACUCUGUGGUGCCCAAGAAUCCGCUGAGGAGGAGUAAGGUCCAGGAGCUGACAGGCCAGAUGAGCCCUGAGCAUGAAGUGCAUUGGAAGAAUGAGUACCAGCCACAGCAGGCUGGUCUGUGCGCCACGUCCUUCAGAGGGCGACCUGCCACCUGUUACAUGCCGCCUCUCCAGCAGGAGCCACCUCCACAGCAGGAAGAUGACUCUGAGCUUCAUCCCCAACCCCAGCUACAGGAUGACCCUCAGCCAAGCGACAGCAGAGGGGUGCCUGUUGCUCGCAACCCUGCUGGGGAUGAUUGGUCCAGAUCGUCCACAGACAGCCAUUCUGUUGGCAGCGUUGGAGACACAGAUGGAUAUGGGCACCAACUGUGUCAAGCAGAAACCCCUCAAGAUACCCAAACACCAUAUCUGAUAAUCACCAGUCAGCACAAAGGGGACUGCAAAGCAGUGGUGUCAGGGCUGCUGUGUGGGCAACCGAUGAAGUGGGAGGUGGUCUUUGACAUUGAACCCUUUUUAAGUGGCCGGGAACGUGAGGAAAAGGUUCAUGAAGAGCUGUGGAAUGAAACGUUCCACCACCUGGCUGGGAGCUCCAUCAUACACGACUUUGAGCAUAUGGGUGAUAAAGAGCCUGAGAUAGAGCAUGGUUCUGGCAGGAAGUACCAGGUAUAUGCUAUUCACACUAGCAAAGCCUGCAAUAUACUGAGCAAAUACACAGCAUUUGUUCCCAUCGACCUGGACACCAACGAGUAUUUGCCAACAUGUGUUGAAUACAUAAAUACUGGUGCAGGCCUGAAGAGGGGCUCCAGGUCUCGAUCAGGGAGCAGGAAGAACAGAGGGUACUCCAUCGGACUUGGUCGCUCUCAGUCUGGCGGCAUGUCAGAGGAAGCCGAAGAUGUCCUCCUUCCUAACAAUGCAGAGGAUGGUGUCUCUCCAUGCAGCACCCCGUCCUCCGCCAGCUGGGAGAAAUGCAGCUUCACAGAGGUCGCCCCACUGAGGAGUCCAUCUGUGACCUCUGACCAGUCACAGAAAUCAGUGGAGAGUCUUUUUUCUGCCAGGCUGGCCCUCAGCAGGACUCGCCUCCUGACCCGAGCAGCAAAAGGAUUCAUGUGUCGAUCGCACAGCAAGUCCGGUGAUUCAAUAGGAGAGAGUGAAAACGAGAACAAAGACUACAUUCCCCUGGUGCUGUUGCAGUUGGCCAGUGGUGCAUUCCCCCUGGACUCAGCUCUGUGUGAAGCCAUUAACGUGCCGAUGGACAAGCUGAAGUGGACGUCACCCUUCGCCAGCCACCGCUCCAGCUUGGGCCACCUGUCUCAGUCCAGCAGCCGCCGCACCGACAGUGCCAAUGACGGGUCCAGAUCACCGUUUGAGCCAGACCCUUAUCAGCAAGUGGCAGAGCACACUGCUGGCAUCCACACCCCCUCUUAUUCAUCCAGAAAUGCCUGGGUGGAUGCUGGUCAGUUCACCGCCAUUGAGCCCCAGUUUUUCCCGUUCACCCAGGUGGACAGGGUACAGAGCUCAGGGUCGGGGGGCUCGGAAAUAGCAUCACUUGGCAGCGCGCUGAAGAGGGUGCAGGAUCCAGAGAAUAUGGUGUGGGCAACAGCUGUUGCCCUUGCCUGGCUGGAGCACAGCUCCGCCAGUUAUUUUACAGAGUGGGAGCUGGUAGCUGCCAAAGCCAGCAUGUGGCUGAAUGCACAGGACAUCCCAGAGGGGAAAGAUUUAGCCUCCAUCAAGGCUGCAGCCAAUCAGCUCUUCAUCAUCCUCAGACAUUGGGAUGAAAACCUGCAGCUGAACAUGCUCUGUUACAACCCCAACAGUGUCUGAGACCUUAAACAGAUCUCUGAAGGCACUGAGUCCCAUAUGAUACUAUGCUAACCAAGGCUGUACCGUCACAGUGGUGUUACAAAAGAAUUCACACCCCUUGAACUUUUUCACAUUUUGUCAUUUUACAAAAAACACCCUUCAGUGAGUUACCUUGCCAUUUUAGGUGAUAGACCAACCCAAAGAACUGUUAUGUUCUUACAGAGCACUGUUUAGUCUAUCAGAUGAAAAUCAACAGUCUUCAGCACAGCAACAAACCUACCAAGACAUGGCCAUCCACUUAAAGUGGGCGAGGAGAGCAUCACUCAGAGGAGCAGCCAAGAGUCCCAUGGUAACUCUGGAGAAGCUGCAGAGAUUCACACCUCAGGUGGGAGAAUCAUUUGUUGGGUCAUACACAAAUCUGGCCUUUAUGGAAGACUCGCAAGGACAAAGUCAGUAUUUAAAGAAAGCUAUAAGAAAUUCAAUUUAAACAUGGCAAAAACAAAGAAGAGGAGUUUAAAUUUGAAAGUAAUGGCUGACAUUCAACAUACUACGUCUCGUGGAAAACAUGCACUGCAUAUCACCCUGAACACACCAUCCUCAAAGGUGCAACGGAAGUGUUUAGAUAAAAGCACAUAAAAGCAUAUGUAGGAAUCAGAAUGGCCCAGUCAAAGUACUCGUACUCGUCGUCUUCCGCUUUAUCCGGGACCGGGUCGCGGGGGCAGCAGACUCAGCAGAGACG